UUACAAGGAAUUGAAACUAACUUGCAGUAACUCAAAAGUUUUGAGUCUUUCCCUAGCCUAAGCAGCAAUACUUGUGUCUGACAAUUGAAAGUACUCCCAAAGCAAUGUCUGGGGUUAGAGGAUGGAGGGAAGGCAGUAGGUACAGGACAGCUGCUGGCUCUAGUACUCCAUUUUCCUCUCAGGGUUACCCCUUGGAUGGCAACAACAAAACAGAGAAGGGUAAAAACACCCAGAAGCUGACAACGUCUGGAGAGGAACAAAGCAGCCAAGCGCCAGUCUACCAACAACAGCAAAAGCAGCAUGUCAGCCCAUAUGUCUUGGUAACUCCAAAUGAAAUCAGAAGAAAACAGUUGCAACAAAUUGCUAAGAAAGAGCUAGAUGACCUGGAGCGGUGGAAGGAAGAGCACAGGCCAGGGCCAAUUACAUUGGUUCCACAGAGAUUGGGUGGAAAGGAAUCAGAGGCUCAAGCAAGGCAAAACCAGCAAAUGAUGCUCAUGCAAUCUAAAUACCAGCAAAAGCGCAAGAGAGAAGAAUAUGUAAAAGCAAAAAAGGCAGCUGAAGAAGCUGAAAUCCUGAAAAAGAAAGCAAUUCAGAGAGAAAAGGCAGAGAGACUUGAAGUUAAAAAAAGACAACAAGAAAUGCAAAGAAGAGAGAUGUUCCUUGAAGAUCAAAAUUACAAAACCAAUGAAUUAUUGAACAGAUUGCACCUGGGUUUGCCAAAGAGUGAUUCCUGUCAGAUUGCUAAUCCUGUCCCAGAAUCUACAGCAUGGACAAGAAGCCAUGCUUACAAGCAAGCUCUUCGAGAGGAUGAUAACAGAAGAUUAGAGGAAAUGAAGCAAGAACAACGAAGGAAGGCUGAAUUAAUGGAAUUUAAACAAAAGCAGGAAGAGGAAGCCAGGACAAGAGCACAUCAAAAUGAACAGAAGAGGGUAAAUAAUGCUUUCUUGGACCGACUCCAGAAGAAAACACAACCUAAUAACAGCUACCAAACUGGAUGUACUGGACUACCUUAUUAAUGACACAGGGAGAAGUCUUGAGGUGCAUGACCUGCUUUUCUUUGGGACAAAACUAAACCAAACAAUGUUCCUCAAGAGUCUACUUAUUGAACAUUUUCUGCUGAUGGACAGUCCACAAGACCAGACUAGAGCCAGACUCAAGUAAACCCUCUAAAAGUGAACCCACGAGAGCUGGAUCCUCAGCCCUGACUCCUUCAGUCUACAAGCUUGCUACCAUUGCACAGCCAUGCUCAGGUACCCCCACAGGGUACAGAAGGACCUCACAACCUUCAGAACCUGUCUUGAAGAAGAGUACUUUACUGGUUGUACUGCUGUUAUACUGUAUACCACAUGUGUACCCUGAUUACUUUUGUACCAUUAAUUACUCUUGUCUUAGUGUAAUAUCUUGCAUUUAUGCACUUUGAAUGCUAUUUGACACUUCAUUUCUCAAGCUCUCCUUAAAUUCUAGCUCUGUCCUCCAAUGCAUUUGCUGUCCUUCUUGUCUUCAAGUCAUCUGCAAAUUUAAUAUCUGAUAUUUUCUUUUCCAUCAUCCAGGUGAAUAAUCAAAAUGUCAAGUGAGUGAGAUCCAAGACAUAUCCCUCUGACAUGCUACUCAGUAAAGUAAGUCAUUCCAACUGAAGAGUGAACCAGAGAAAAUAUUCUUAGCAUAUAAUUAUCUGGUCAAUUUUAUCCCACACUACAGAAGAUCCACCAAGGCUAUAUAUGCGGAAAUCUUUUAAUGAGAAUGUUAUGUAAGACAGUGUUCAGAUCAAAAUAUGUGAAAUUAACAGCUUCAGCUCUAGCUGUAGAAUCUCGUUAUGGACAGAAAUUAAAUUAGUUUAAUGCAAGAUGUUUGUGAUGAAUUCCAGUGGACUAUUAUUUAUCUCCUUGCUAUCCUUCAGGGACUUAUAUAUAGUGUAGUCAAUUAUUUAUUCUAGAUUUUUUUCUAGAAAUUGAUGUUGACUAAUCUUUUCCCCAUUUAAGAAUAAUGACUAUGAUUGUCUUUUUUCCUGUCUUCUGGUACCUUAUUUGACCUUUAUGAUUCUGAAAGGAUUCAUUUUGUACUACCAAAUAAAACAGACCAAGGAACACAGUCUGCCCCUGAGGCCAAGUGGCACAGCACAAUUCAUCUCCACAUGGCAAAACUUUCCCCUCACUCAUCAGAAAGGAGUGUGGAUGUUCAAGCUGUCCCUCACCCAGUUUAUUCCCUAUCAGUGUCCAGAAACUGUCUGGGAAAAUAGUAGAAUAAAAAGACAAAAAUACGUCAGAGAAUUUUUAGCAAUAAUCAGUUGGGGUGGUUUUAGGACAGCAUGUUAGCCUAUAACCUGCCUCUGUUCUAUUUAUGACUAUAGGUAUAGCCAGAAAAUAACUACUAUACCAUUUGAGAUGGCCUAAACCAGUUUACUGUGAUGAUGAUGAUGAUGAUGACAAUGCUGCUUAGCUCAAUGUUUAUGAUGCAAGAUCUUUUUAUCCCCCUAAGAACUGCAAUAACAGCAUGAGGAAUGGGAGGUGUUUUUUUCAAAACUGCAGGGAUAUAAAUACGGCCUGUAUGUGCCAAUUUAGUUUAGGAAUCUAACUUACUCUUUGCUCUACACCCACCCCAUAACGAAUGCUUCCUUUCUAUUCAUUAUAUCUACUUUCUUUCCUUGAGUUUCUUACUUGCCCUCAUUUUCAAAUGACCUUGUUAUUGUAAUUCUGUAAUAUUAUCUGCUACCCAUUUCAACCCAGGUCUUCUUUUUAGUUAUCAUAUUGUUACAUUAUGCAAGAAUCAUAAUUCGGUUCUGUCUUAGAGACAGAACCCCCAGCUGCUACAUAAUGCAUGUACAGAUUCAAUGCAUUUCUAAUGCUGAGAUUUUUUCUUCUUUCCCAUUGUUCAUAUAAUCAGAAAUAUUCUAUGGAAAAACU
Molecule: messenger RNA, 2900 nt
Organism: Corapipo altera (White-ruffed manakin)
Lineage: Eukaryota; Metazoa; Chordata; Aves; Passeriformes; Pipridae
Gene: EPSTI1
Product: epithelial stromal interaction 1
Exons: 11
Coding region: 105-1016 (303 amino acids)
Source: RefSeq, a predicted model, not a curated record